Messenger RNA from Suillus bovinus, 768 nucleotides. RefSeq lists its product as uncharacterized. Lineage: Eukaryota; Fungi; Basidiomycota; Agaricomycetes; Boletales; Suillaceae. The record is from RefSeq and is a predicted model, not a curated record. The transcript is spliced from 3 exons. The coding region runs from base 1 to 768 and encodes 255 amino acids.
AUGACCGACAAAAUUAGGAGAUUACUAUUCCCAUCUUCACUUCAAGAGAUGGCAGCAUGGGCAGAUAUCUACAAAGAUGAAGAGAAACAUGAUAAAUCAAGAAACAACAUCCUCAUCUACAAGCAUGUCUCUGAAAAUGACACAACCAUGGUCUUUCCAGUUGUGAUCCGGCUGCAUGGCAUUUUAGAGCAAUUUCGUGUGGACCACUUCGGCAAUUGGUCUAGACUAAUAAGAAUUCACAGUAAAGUCGAUGAUGUUCAGCGAGUGGUUCAAUACAUCCAUCUUUCACCUGGAGGACAUGAAGCUGCUUGGAAUGCAACAAUUGCCUCCCUCAACCUUGCUAACGACUAUGUGAGCAGGCGGUUGGGUAUACUUAUGCAAGAAAUUGUAAACAAUGGGUGUAUGUACUUGCAGAGACGUGUAUUUUAUAAGGUAAACACCACAAGAGCAUCUAAAGAACCUCGCCUCAAACCAGAAGAUGAUCCGGCAGAAAACUUUUAUCGCAUUCAAGAAUGGUGGAGUGUUGCACAAGCAUUGCAACUGGCAGAGUUGACUGCAGAGGGUAAAAAGGUACCAAUCAAUGCCAUCCUACUGACUGAAGGAGAUUUUGUUGAAGUCAGUGUCAAACUUGACUUUGUGGUGAAUAGAAAUAGGAACACAAGGACCACCAUCAAGUGUUUCCUUACAUGCACUUACAUGGUGCGAAUGAUGCCCGCAAGGGAAGUCCAAAAUCAAGAACUGGUAGGUAACAAUACUUGUAAAUAUUAA